AUGGCAGGUCCCUUGGCCAAGUCCAAAGCCAGUGCCCAAGGGCACAAACCGAGCAUUGCUCACUACAGGCCGUUGGUGUUUCAGGCUAUGGGGGAUGAAGCUGUAACACUGAGUCUCAUUAGGUCUGUCUACAGCCUUCGAAAAGAGCUGGCCAACUUCUUAACUGACUACUGCAAGGCACCUACACCCCUUGAUCCAGAAAAUGUGGUGGUUCUAAAUGACUGCAGCUCAGUCUUGUCUUUGCUGGCCAUGGUUCUGUGUAACCCAGGUGAUGCCUUUCUUUUUCUGGUCCCUACACUGUACUACAGUACCUUCACCUUUAGCUCCUACCUUUAUUCAAAAGUUGAGCUUAUUCCUGUCCACUUGGAAAGCCAGGUCAACGAGGCCAACUCGUAUUUUUUCAAACUCACGGUGGAUAAGCUGGAACUUACCCCGACUCAGGCUAAGAUGAAGUCAAAAGAAGUCAAAGGCCUUGUGCUACUCAACCCCCAGAAUCCUCUGGGUGAUUCCUACAACCAAUUGAUGAUGAAAGAUUACCUGGCCCUUGCCAAGAAUCACAGCCUACAUGUGAUCGUAGACGAGAUUUACAUGCUGUCCGUGUUUGAUAUAGCCGUCAGAUUUUGCAGUGUUCUGAAUAUGAAACGCUUGCCUGACCCUAGCAAGACCCAUAUGAUCUGGGGCACCAGUAAGGAUUUUGGCAUGGUUGGCUUCUGCUUUGGUGUUCUCUAUACACACAACAAGGAAGCUUUUGGCUACCUCCACAGUAUCUCUGGCAUUACACAGUACAAGCUGUGCCAGCUGCUCCAGGACAAAGCCAUGGAUCAGUUCUCCCACAUGCUCAAGGAAUACAAAAAAGACGUUGAAACAACGGGAGCAGACAACUGA
Messenger RNA from Peromyscus maniculatus bairdii (prairie deer mouse), 885 nucleotides. NCBI's taxonomy places the organism in Eukaryota, Metazoa, Chordata, Mammalia, Rodentia, Cricetidae. The record is from RefSeq and is a predicted model, not a curated record.